Messenger RNA from Dendrobium catenatum, 3272 nucleotides. RefSeq names its product pentatricopeptide repeat-containing protein At5g61800. The record is from RefSeq and is a predicted model, not a curated record. The transcript has 2 exons. NCBI's taxonomy places the organism in Eukaryota, Viridiplantae, Streptophyta, Magnoliopsida, Asparagales, Orchidaceae. Gene Ontology annotation, molecular function: protein binding; RNA binding. Gene Ontology annotation, biological process: RNA modification. The coding region runs from base 12 to 1493 and encodes 493 amino acids.
CUAAUUGCUUGAUGUGCUUUGCCUACCUACUUCGACGUUGCAGCAGCCUGCGCAAACUCCAAGCCGCCCACGCGGUUGCCACCACCACCGGCAUUACCUUUCUUCAGCCCGCCGCCAACCUAACAUCCCUCCUCCAAACCCUAACUCUCCUCCGGCCGCUCCCCCCUCCUUCCCUCUCUCUCCCUUACGCCCUUUCCCUCUUUCACUUCCUCCCAAAUUCCACCUCCACCCUCGCCCACAACCUCCUCAUCCGCCUCUUCCUCUCCGUCGUUCCCUCCUCCCCUCUCCCCGCCAUCCAUCUCUUCUCCCGCCUCCGCCGCCUUUCCCUCCCUCCCGAUCUCCAUUCCUUCCCCCUUGCCCUUUCAGCCUCCUCCCGUCUCCGCCUUCUCCCCCUCGGCUGCGCUUUCCACGCCCAAUCCCUCCGCUUCGGCUUUUCCUCCAACCUCUUCGUUCGCAAUGCCCUCAUUUCCUUGUACACCUCCUGCUCCUCCCUUCCCGACGCUGAAAACAUCUUUCUUGACAACAACCACGCCAUCGACAUCGUCUCCUAUAACGCUCUCAUUCAUGGCUACGCCAAGGCUGGAAACCUUCAAAACGCCCAACAAUUGUUCAACCAAAUGCUUCAAAGGGAUGCAAUCUCAUACGGCACCAUGAUUGUGGCUUAUUCCCAUUUUGGUCAACAUUCUGACGCACUACAACUGUUUGAUCAAAUGCAGUCUGAUGGUUUCAAACCAGACAAUGUCGCUUUGGCAUCAGCUCUCACCUCCUGCGCACAAAUGGGACAGCUAAACCGUGGAAAAGCCAUUCAUGAUUACAUUAGAAGGAAUAGAGACGAGCUCAGUGUUUCACUCUUAACAGGUCUUAUAGACAUGUACGCCAAAUGUGGUGAAAUCAACAAUGCACUCAAUUUGUUCAACGGAAGUUCAAGUAGAAAUCUUUUCACUUGGAACUCCAUUAUAGUUGGUUUAGCGAUGCACGGAUAUGGAAAGCUUUCAUUAGAUUACUUUGACAAGAUGAGAGCUGCUAGAGUUAAGCCGGAUGGCGUCACCAUCUUGGGUGUUCUGGUGGCUUGUAGUCAUUCUGGAUUUGUAGAGACUGCAAGAAGGGUGUUUUGCGAUAUGGAGAGAGUGUAUGGGGUGAGGAUUGAGUUGAAGCAUUAUGGAUGCAUGGCAGAUUUGUUUGGUAGAGCUGGGAUGAUUGAGGAAGCGAUGAAGAUGAUUGAAGAGAUGCCGAUGAAGGGAGAUGGAUAUGUUUGGGGGUCAGUGCUCUCCAGUUGUCGAAUUCAUCAUGGGAAUGUUGAGGUUGCUGAGGUUGCGGCAAGGAAACUACUGGAGAUUGAUCCAGGGGAUACUGGGGUUUAUUCGAUUAUAGCAAGGAUUUAUGCAGAUGCAAGGAGAUGGGAAGAUGUGCAAAGGAUUCAGAGGAUCAUGGAUGCUAUAAAAGUAAAGAAGAAUAUUGGCUUCAGUUUGGUUCAUUUGCCUGGGAAUGUAUAAUGCACGUCAAGUAAUGGUGUUGCCUCAUGGCUCUCUACAAUGGCGGUUACAGCUCCAAUAAAAUCGCAACCAGGAUCAAACAAUGUGUGAAGUGCCUUCAAAGCCGCUUCAGUCAAAGCAAACUCCAUAGUUUUCACCAUCUCUAUCAACGGAUUUACUGCCUUAUCGACUACAAGUCAGAUGAAAUGCUGUUGUGAGCAGCUGGAUUUAUGAACUGGAAAACCAUGUCCUUCCUUCACCGGCCUUCUUAUGUUAACGAGACGGUGACAGGUUAAGUACGAAUAUAGAGAUGAGCUGGGUUCUAAUGAUGAGUCCAUAUUGCACUGAGAUAAAUGAGUAAGAAUUAUGGCAGCUCUUUGCUUAGGGCAUUUCCAACCGAAUGUCAUUUGCUCGUUUGUAGCUCUGGUGAGCAUCCACCGGAACGCCAAAUGGAAACAUUUGUAUUUUAUUUUGGCUGUGAACAGUGCGAAGCUAAUAUUGACGUCACACGAUUCAAAAUGCCAUUCGCCCAUUUUGAUUGUUAAUAAAUAUAAAAACAAAGAUGAGAAAGAAUAUAUACAAAAUAAUUUUUUUGGUGUUAGAAAUGAAAUUCGGUUGGAGAUGAAUAUGUGAUAUGACUGGUACUGCAUUGUGAAGUGGAAAAUAGGUUCUUCUGUUGGAAAUGCCCUUAGCAAGAGGGCUGCCAGUUGAGAGAGUUUCAAUUAGAUCAGUUCGCAUCAGCUUACUGUCUUUUUUCUGAAACUGUGAACUGGAUUGGGAUUUGUUUUCACUAUGUAGCAAUACUCCAAAAUCAUUCUCUAACAACAACUGGUAAAUACUUGAAUGAGGGAUUAGAGCAUAGAUGGAUUUUAGUACAGCUGAGCUGAGCAGGAACUCAUUUAUGCUUUUAUCAUAAAGUGGAAGAUGGAUGAGGAUGCUGGGGCAGCAGCAUAUAGCUCUUCAUCAAUCCGGCUCUCAGCGAGCAAAGCUAUAAGGUAACUAACUACUGAUUCUUUGGAAGGUGAAGAGUCGAAAACUAUAUGAUGGAUUCCUGCAAUUUCGGAUAUUAGCUUCAGUGCAUAAACUUUGACCUGACUAUUCUGAUUUAUAUUGAUGGCAGAGAAGAGAAAGCUCAUUGCAUUAUGAUCAGAAACUAUCCACCUCCUGCUGCAACAGAGUCUGAGCCAUAAAGAGGAGAAGGCGAAGCUGCGAGAUUUGAUCCUUAGGAGCCGAGGUUGUGAUCUGGUUAAUUAUGUCUUGUAUGCCAUUUGAAGAGAAAAGAGUCUGCAAGCCAGGAUGACUUGGUUGAGUCGUCUGAAUGAGUGACAUAAGAAUCUCCUGUGCUUUCUGUUUCACUUCCUCCUCAACAGUUUUGUUAGUUAUGAGGCAUAUUAGAGCAGAGACGGCACAUUCAUUCUGGAGGAAACAAGUCCUUAGUUUAUUGAAUUGAAUGCUAUGAACUGUUUGAUGCAUUCGAGGGAUUCCAUUUUGCCGGACGGAUCGUGGCAGCUGAGCAUCUCAGUUAAAUGAACAAUUAAUAGCUCAUUUUCUAAAUUCCUAGCAGAAGUUUCUGAUAAUUGAAUCUGUUCUAGUUCUUCUGCCAUAUAAGCUCUGAUCUCGCCAGAAAUGCCUACUUAAAUAAAAUAAGAAAAAGUGCAUUAAUAAGCAUUGGGAGUAAGGAAGCUUGUGGAAUGUGUUUAUCAGUGUGUUGGCUCUGGAAGGCAACCAUCGGUUGAUAUGAUCGAGUAAGGAAUGGUUACAGGAGGUUCAUUGAAUAGUGGAUAAAACACUAUAAAGACA